CUAAUUCCAGGUUCCUCCAUUGGGUUUAUCAAAACUUCCGCCUCUUCUCGGACAGUUCCUGAAGGAUCGUCUGUGAGCCUCAGCUGUGAGCUUAGUAAUUCCUCGAUUCCUGUUAGAUUAUGGAUGAUGAUGUCUGGAGCAAUGUACACUCCAAGAAAAAACGUGGUCAACUAUGGACAAGUUUUUAUUCUUCAUCGCGUUACAAGGAAAAUGGCUGGGACCUAUCUUUGCAGGGUUACACGACCUCGAUUAAACAAGAAUUUAGGUUUCAUUUGGGUCACAGAACGCCAAAGAGGUAGUGCAAAUCGAUUCUAGCUUUGAGUUUACUGUCAUGAACUAUUCUAACUGCUUAACAAGCGGAAGAGAAUAAGCAAAAUUGGCUUGUUUGAUUUCCGUGGUAUUCACGUGAACCUCUAUUCAGCACGUGGGGGUGGGGGUGGUGCUCUCCUCAUAAAGGUUUUUUGAGGAAGCUCCGUCCUUGUCUUGUACCCUAAGCCGGAAAACGUUGCCAAGCGUAAAUCAACAGAUAGAUUCUUAGACUGCCGUUGAUUUGAACUGGUAUGUAUGAUUGCUAUUACAAUCUCUACACUCCUUGUGUUGCGGGAAAGCUCCGCCCCUCGUGCCCCAAGAAAACGUUGCCAACCGUAACUUAACAGUGGCUUUGAUUGCCCUUGGAGUGAACUGGUAUGCAUGACCAUGCAAUACUGCAAUCUCUACACUUCUUUUUGAUCGAAUCAAUUCCUUUUAGGAGCCCCAAUUCUAAAGGUAGAUCAAAGACUGAAAACGAUAUUUGUCAAUGGAGAUGCGAACCUAACUUGCACAGCCUCCGGACCAAGUAUCCAAUCAGUGCAAUGGUACAAAUGGGCGCAAAAACUCUCCAUGCUCCAGCAAGUGGUCACGAAAAAGGAAUUCAACAAUGGAGAUGUAUGGAACAACACUCUUGUGCUUAGGAAUGUGCAGAUGAACCAGGCGGGGUGGUAUGAAUGCCGCAUAUAUCAACGCUCGGGGGAUGAAUACUUUUACUCCAUCCAUGAACAUUUAAACGUGCUAGGUAAGAGAUCAGAAGUGAGAAGUUAGAUCUUACAGAAUCAAAAGAAUAGUCUAAGCACGUUACAUUUUCAAACAAUUUUUCGAUUGCCUGAUUUCCCUUGAAUCCACAGCGCAAUCCAUAAAGAGGGCUGGUCUUCUCGAUAGGUCAUCAAUUUCGUAGUUCUUCGCACUAUCUUUGUUUCACACAACCUAACCUCAUCUACUAUUGCUAGAAAAUCUUAAGGCCUAAAAAUAAAAAUUUAACCUGGUGACUUAACGCAAGCACUAUCUUAGCUCUGAAGGACAGCCUUUGACCAUUUAUCUUACAUAUUACCAAAUGCGUCUUUCACGUUCUCAUGCGAGGGAGUUGUUUCUAUUUAAAACGUUUUCCAGAGUAAUAUCUUUAAAGCAAGAUGGAAUGAACAUUUUAUAAAAGCUAUUUGUUACUUAUUUUCUGUCAAUUUUUCCCAGGGAAGAAUAAAUGCCCAGAACCUGACGGUGUCUUUGCAGUUCCGAAAAGAGAAACGGCAUAUCUCAAUUGCUCUAAUAAUGUUGCUACGUUGAUGAACUGCCCCAGGGGAGAGGAGUGGACAGAUGACAAGAAAUCUUGCGGUACAGGAUAACUUUUAAGUCAGAGUUAUUUUUAUCAUUCUCUGACUGUUAAGUACUUAUCUCUCUGAACGUUUAAAGACUUGUCAGACUACAUUUCGUUUGUUACCAGUUUGGAGAAUAUCCUGCCUUGAACAAAUUCAAUUUCUUAACCAGAUCUCCGAUAGCCAGGCGGAAAAGUAAUCGAGUUAUUCAGUUUAAAUUAGAAAGAGAAACAGAUCUGGCUGUAAGGUUUUAACAAGACAACACAUCAUCAGAUGGUAACACGGUCAUGCGUCUGUUAAUUCUCUGAGAAAUGUGUGGAUAAAUAUUCUCUAUUUUUCGGAAUACAUUUCCUUUUUCUAAGAAGCCCCGAAGAAUAAUCAGUUGAGUGCUAAUAUUGCACUCACUUCAGUCUUGAAACAGAUAAAUUAAAGAGGAACACGUUUGCCUCCCUAGCUUCGGAGCGGACACCUCUGUGAUGUUUGGCACCGGUUUGGUCGUGUCCACUGUUUCCUUUUCAGGAAAAGUUGGCUAUAUACCUUUAGGUUUCUAAGGCACAUGAAAGAUAUAUUUUUAUGUGGUUGAACUGAUACCGUUGCUUUGGGGUCAGUCCUGGCUGGGACCUUAGGUAUCUCCGUUUGCCCCUGAAGGCUUAAUGGAUUUAUUUUAUUUUAUUGUCUUUCAAUUUUCUAUUUUCAGUGAAAGUAAUACGAUGGAAAUCAAAUGACAGAUUGAAGGAGGUGACCAAAGCAGUAGGAGAAUCUGUUACAAUUGAUUGUCAGUUGAACGAUCCUGGAGUAAGAGUCAAGUUGAAACAGAAAAUUCGUUCAGGAGUGUUCCGUGUACGACACACUGACGACUGCAGGGUCAGCAGGGUGGGGCAGAAAUUUGUUAUCCACUCGGUCAAUUUUAAUGACUUUGGAAUCUACGUUUGCGAGGCGCCUCAUGUUAUGACUAAAAAAGAAGAAGCUUACUUGAAAAUUAAUCCAGGUGAGUAAAUAUUUUAUGUAAUUAUAAAGAGCUUUUUGCCUGGUCUGCCGUAAGGAAGGGGGUUCAAUUUUUUUAUGACGUUCUACCCUCAAGGUCCAUGAAUUAAAUUACAUUUCAAGUCGACAACUACUUUUUUGGGGAAAACUUCAGCCACAAAUCUCGUCCUUAAUUUCUUCCAGAUCCAAUGUCUUCUCUUUACCAAGGACACAGGAACUUGUUUGCGACAUUUGGUAGCUCUUUGGACUUGAACUGCGGAGCCUACAAGGUGUAUCAACCUCGGAUAUAUUUGGAGAUAAUUCGCACAGAGGGUGUUACUUUGCUUACUCCUGAUGGCCACAAAGUCACUUUGACGGGAAGGAUCCUCACCAUCCAUGGACUGAACUCUAGUAUGCACGGAAAGAUUGUCUGCAAAGUUGUGUCGACAUGUGCACGGAUACAGGAGGAGGUUGAUCUCGGCCAACUUUUACCCGUUCCACAGAAAGGUGCGACAUUAUUGAGCCCUUCACUCUCAAAGGUGGUCAAACUCAAAAUUCGGCAACAUUUCCAAAUUAGAUUUUGAAGAGGGUUAAAAACAAAGAUCACCAUAUGAAGGUACUAACAAAGAGGUUUCAUUUGAAUUUUCACACCAUAGGGUUUCAUCCACAGACUCAAAAGUUAGAACUAUAAAUACAAAACAAAUACUGAGUACCACCUAAAAUUACUACCAAAUACGUUUCAAUUGGACGUUCACACAGACGGAUGCCAUUCACAGAGUCAAAAGGCAAAAGAAACUACAUUUACAAACAAAUAGCACCAUGUCAAAGUUCUUCCAAUAAGGUUUCAGGUUUUUAGUCCCACUGAUUACUCUACCAGUGAAACGGUAUGCACCAAUUGAAUAGCUUUGAACUCAUUUCAAUGGUCCAGAUACAUAUAGCACCCACUUGCAAAGGACAUUGCUUAUUAUGGCAAAAAGAUCAUACACUGAGGCUUGACAAGAGUCAUGGAUGGCUGCUUUAUCUUUGUUCAAUUAGACAGGCCUUAAACUUUCUGAUUUACCACUUUUUCUCUUCAUGCCGCAGGAGAACCGCCUAAACCAGUUGUGUCGCCUGAACAAUCAGUCGUUAAAGAAGGGAACAAUAUAAACGUCACAUGUUCAGUUUCUAAGGGGAAAAAGAUAAAUAGCAUCACUUGGUACAAAGACAAAAAACUUGUCCCAGAUGAGUUGGUGGUUACGUCUUCUUUCAAAAGCAUUCUUAUCUUGACAAACGUCGCGCACUCCGAUGCAGGGAUUUACGAGUGCAGAGUGGUGGAUUUUGGCGCCGGAUAUUGGUUCUCACCAGCUACAAUUAAGGUUGAAGGUAUGACUUCAGUUUUGACAAAACGUAAUAUUGCGUGUGAGACCGCUGUCUUACGUAGACUAGGUAGAGCGUUAAGUGGAUUCUAAUGCGUAUAGUUUUCAGGGGCUGGUCCUUCACUAUGUCGAACCGCUUUGCAACUGAAGACCUUAGAAUAGUCUUUCUUUAGUUUGAGAUGCCCAUCUGAUAGGCUAUUUUUAAACUUUGAGCGUCAAAUGUUGAUUGUAAUUAUUUUCCCUAUUUUAUUUAGGUGUGGACACUCCAACCACUCCAACCACAACGCCGACACGACUACCAGUCGUUCCUGUAUCAGUUGCAGCCAAGCCAUUCCAGCCUGCUGACAUAAACUGCACCAUGUUCAUAGUUGACCAAAAAGUGACUUUAUGGCAAGAAACGUCGUCUGGAAAACUCGUCCAAAGAAUCCCUGAUGGAGACUCACUCAUCCUCAAAGGCCUCGUGUUCACGCUCAUGAACGUUAUAGACGAGGAUGAAGGGACAUACUAUUGCCAAGCUGGAAGCUAUCAGAAAGUACCUGCAGUUAGGCUAUCGUUAAUAGGUAAUAUAGUAUAAUGACAAAAAAGCGAAGAUCUCCUUUGUCCUUUACAGAUAGAUUUUCAGUUGUGUGUUGUAAGUGGCGGACCCUCCCCUGCCUUAACAAAUUUCAUCGAUCUGCCCCAGUUGCUUUGAUUGUGCAUCGCUUUGACUGGCUAAAAAGUCUAUAACCAUUUUCUCAAUCAAUCGGUUGAACCAGCCUCGUCCCCAGUCCUCAGGGUUCAAACGUUGGUGUUCCACCGGAUACUCCUUUGUCCGCGCGAACUUUUCCGCUGGGUGAUUUAUCCGGUGGAUAGCGGUGACGUUUGAAAACUCACGGUCUCCAUGUGUUCUCUCUUGCUCCUUGUCCAUGAAUGGGACGUCUCUCUCGGUGAGAAAACUCCGGUAGUGGUGAACUUGACGGAGCCGAGAACGCCUAGGGUGAACUUGUAUUAAAGUAUGUAACAAAAUCACUUUCUUGUAUUUUGCAUCCCUAUUGUAGACACGAAACCUCCUUUUAUAACCAAUUUUGUCUCAAGACUAUCUGUCAACGUUUCACAAACCACGAGGCUAAUUUGUGAGACAGAAGGUCACCCUUCACAAGCGGACAUUCACUGGCUAAAAGACGGUGUUGAGGUGGGACGCUGUACGGGAGAAAUGCGGCAGCAAAACAAAACAUGUCACAUCCAUGGCGACCAGCCAAAGUACAAGAUUACUUGGACAGGAUCUGGGGCCGAGUUGAUGGUCCAGAAUGCUUUUCACCCUCUUGAUAGUGGAGAGUUUACUUGUAUUGCGAGUAACGCCGCCGGAGAAGAUAAGAAAACUCUUAUUCUUGAUGUUCACGGUGAGUUGAUCAACGUAUUCUACGUAACAGACACACUAUUAGUAAGAAAUGUGUCAGUUAGAUCCGUCGUUGCAAUUCUCAAAAUUUGGAUUCAUGGUUUUCCGCCCUUCCCCACUUUUCUUUCUAAAAUCCUGCUUGGUCGGAAUUUAGUUACCUCUCUUGGAGAACUCUGUACCAGUGCUAGAAGCUCAAACAGUUCAUAUUUUUUUAAAAAACUGAUUCUCGAGCUCUUACUGGGUUCUACAGACAAAACCGGAAUGUGCAUUGCUAGUUAACUGCCAUCAUUUUGUCUUACUAUGACCUUUGUUCCUUUGUGCAGAAAAACCAGUUUUAAGCAAGAAAAACGACACAGGAAUACGCGUACUUGCCUUUGAAGCUGCCAGUACGAUCCAGUCCACCGCGCUGCGCGGUCAUCCGAUACCAUACUUCGAGUGGUAUCGACAGCCAAUCGGAUUCUGUACCUCAAACUGCAAGCCCGACGAGAAAAAAUGGCGUCGAGUUCCUCGGAGUGUUAUAAACCCAUCUGCGCAAGUCCCAUCGAGAGUAAGCAGUUUGUUCUUGGCACCUUCUAAAUCUGGUUAUUAUUUCCGAUGUGUUGCCGAGAAUGCUCUCGGAAGGGACGAUGUUGUAUAUCACGUGCAUAGAAUGGGUAAGAAGUGACACUAUUAAUCUAAUCGUUAAAAAGCCGCGCUUUUGUUGGUGAACUCAUUACAUUUUUGUUCGCAUUUUCAUUCCGUAGAUAUCCAAACAGUCUUACCAGAAAUCGUUUCCACCUCUCCAGUGGUUCGCGUGGACGAGAAAAAUUCGUUUCGGCUUCUUUGCCAAGCAAGUGCUGGAGAUUUCCAAUAUCUCACAUGGCAGAAAAAAGGUGGUGGCAGAAUGCUUACUUCUGAACUGAAAACAAACGACUACAAUUUAACAACUACGUUAUCUACUGAGCAUGCUCAGUUGAAGGACGCCGGCGACUACCUCUGUGUUGGUUGGACAAACAAUGACACAAAGAUUUCAAUGAUAACCGUUUUCGUCAAGGGUAUGAUAAUAUUAAAUUUCCUAUUUUUCGUUUCCUCUUAAACAAAAUGAUUUUAAAAAAAGAUGCUGUUGUGCCUCUCUACCAUUUUUAUUUUUAAUAGUUUUCUUUUUACUUUGACAUCUUUCGGGUAUUUUGGACACCUCGUGUGUCAGACAUUUUGGGCCAGUUAUUUAAACGGAGUUUAACCAGUGUUUAACAAAACUGCGUUCUAAGUCAUUUUCAGCUUGCCCAACGCUUUUUUCUAAGCAUCAUUUGUGGUGAACAAUUUCAUUAAAGCAUAUAGUCUAGACUAGAAAAGCAUUAUCUUCUUAAAUUGACCCACUAAAGAAGAGAUCUGAAGGUCCAAAGAGGGAAAAAUUUAGUAUGCGAAGAAGCAAUAGCUAUUAGCAUUUAGACUCCCAAUUCUCAAUAAUGAAAUGAAAUGACACUUUCCAGUCGGAUAAUCAAAGAAUAUCUAUGCUUUCCAGUCGAGUCGGACGCUGUAUAUAGUUUUUUGUAAACAUUUUGAUUUCUGCUUGGUUAAACAAAUAUCAUUUUUCAUUACAUCCUAGAUUCCCUUGUGUGUUUUUUCUCUGUUUCUUUCUUUUUAGAGCUUGCUGUUCCUGUUGUUUCACUCUCAAACAAAACCAUUUUCGAAGCACAAACAAACAAAACAGUGUUACAUUGUACAAUUGCAUCCGGGUACCCAGCUCCAAAUAUCACGUGGUACAAAGACGGCGAGCAGUUGAAACUGUUGGCCCUUGGUUCAAAAGAUGACUGCAGAAUAAAUGGCUUUCAUUACAUGGAAAAGUAUCGACCUCCUAAAGCGGAAUAUCUAGUGAUAUGCAGACCAAGUCACGUCCAAAAUACGGGGCUCUACAAGUGUGAAGCUAUGAAUGUAGUGGGGAACGGUUCUAAUGAAGGCUAUUUAAAUGUCUUAGGUUUGUAUAGAAAACUAUUACAGCAUUUUUGAAUAAUAAGUACGUUUUAGUUCCCCUGAACACGCACACGUAACGUUUCCAAAUGGUAGCUCUUCUUCUCCUUAACCUGUUAAAUCUGUAAGACCUUUUUUGACAGCGAAAAUAAAUUUUGUUUUCAAAAAGGGAAGGAGAAAAUAACGUUCACCAAAACCCGUUCACGUUAAAUAACAAUUAAUCAGGUUGGGAAUGCCCUGAUCCUUUUUUUCCCCAAACUUCUUGCAGUCCAAAGUACCCGGUUGAAUUGAGCUCAAAAAAUAGCAUUUAUACCAAAUUUGCAAGAAAAGGCUAGCUAUAUCCUUCCUUCUUACUUUGUCUUUGACAUUUAUUUGCAUGAUAUACGUUUUUAACUCUUUUGCUUUCCAUUUCUUACAUCUCAGCUCAGCCGAAAAUCAUAAAUGUGGACGAUACUCUGCGCAAGGAUCCGGGUGAACAAGUGAAUAUAACCUGCAGGGCCACGGGUAACCCCGCUCCCGCUGUAAAAUGGGUUAUGAAAACCGGCGAGGGUCGCCACAAACCUAUCACACAAUGGAGCCAUGAGAACCACACCCUUCGGAUAGACUCUGUACAGGAACACCACUAUGGAGAAUACGUGUGCUUUGCGGAAAAUGAAUUUGGUAAUGACACGGUGGUCCUUGCCGUGGGUAAGUCUAAUGUCCCCGUUGGUUAUAAGCCUAAUAUCCAAAUAAGUAAGUCUAAUAUCCCCGCGGGUACGUCUAUUGUCCCCGUGGCUAAGUUUAAUAUCCCUGCGGGUACGUCUAAUGUCCCCGUGUGUAAGUCUAAGCUUCCACUCCAAUUUUGAUAUGACACCUUCAGUAUGGUUUUAUACUGGUUGCUUUGUUCGAAGAAAUUCCAUUGAUAUAAUCUCCGAGUUUGCCUGAAGAUGAACCUGUGCAUAAAAUGGUAUCUUACUACGUGGGUCAAUACAUCGAUACGUUGUUUCUUCUAUAAAAUGUUUUAUGAUUAGGGUGCGGUCGUUCUCAUGAAUUUAGCCAUGUGCAUUGUUACUGGAUAAAUCGUGCAAAAUAAAAAGUAGGGCGUGUACUCUUUACAAAGGGUAAGAAUAAGCACAGUCAGUUAAUGCCCGGCCUCCUGUGCGGGAUGUUACGAAUUCGAUUCCUCGGUGUGACGUCAAAUCCUUGUAUCAAGUCCUUUCCUUUCCGUGCAGCUUAAAUGAGCUUUAAAUACCCGUAAAACGGAGCACUGUUGGAGGAAGGGGGUAAAAUGAACACACCUUCUCAAACUCAUUAAUAAUUCAUAAAGAAAAUACAAAGAAAAUUAAUGUUUAAUGAGUGUUUGGAAAUCGGAUGAAAAACUGCUCAGUAUUUGCAUCCUUAAUUUCUCCUUCAAAAAUGAUUUUGUUUGAGAAGAAAUAUCAAACAUUCGACACAGUGUUUCAUCACCAGAUGAAACACCUCGAAGUUCGUCAAAAAUACUCCGCUGCGCGUCGUAUUUUCAACUCUCUUCUCGGUGUUUCAUCUGGUGAUGAAACACUGCGUCUCAUGUUUGAUAUAUUACGUCAACCUCUGGUUUGUCAGUUUAAGUACUGUUACAAAGUCACUGACGUAAAACAAGGAGCUUUACCUUUACCUUACCUGUACAUCCGCCGAAAUAACAAUCGUUCUAGUAAAUCAGACAAAUGCCAAAUAGCGCCCACACGGUAUUAACCCUUGAAGUCCCAAUGGUGUCCAACAUCAAUUUUCUUUUAACCAUAUCCAUUGAUUGUCAAGAGAUUUGGUUAUGAGAAUUAAUAAAUUGAUCACCUAAGAGAAAAUGCUUUGAUCUUUCAUCAAAUUCUCUCAACUUAUUCUUUAAGAAAAUGUAUAAAGAUCAGUUUGGAGAAUUUGUAUGUGGAUAUUGCGGCUUAAAGGGUUAAUGUAAGGUGUACGUUCGCUUUAAUUUUAUUACAGUUCGGAAAACACCCAUAGCAGCAGUGAGGGAUCCGCUGCCAUCAUUGUCCAAAGCUCACUUGAUAGUCGCCAUAUUAGUCAGUGUAGUUCUGUUCAUUUUGCUGUUGAUCAUCGCGGCCGUUUUAUAUCGCCGGCGCCAGAUGUAUGGUGGUUUCUAUAUAUGUACCACUCCACCUCUGCCAGACUUGAUAGCGAGUAUGGAUGCUUCUAUUCCACUGAUUGAACAAGUGAACAAGUUGCCUUAUGACAAGCGAUGGGAGUUUCCACGAGACCAGCUACAGUUUGGUAAGUACUAACUAUGGAAAUUGUUGUUGUUGUCUUAAAUCCUGUGGAGAUGCAUGUUUGUUUGUAAGGGAUAGGAUUUCUGCGAUACUGUAUUUUGGUGGUGUUGUUGUUGUUGUUGUUGUUGUUGUUGUUGUUGUGUUUGAGUUCCAAAAAUUUGAUGUGACUAAAUAACAUCUAGACAUUUUUUAUAUGAAAAAUAAAUUGUCAAGGGGUUUAACCUGAGAACUCGAACUCUUGAGACUAACAUUCAUCAGCGAUGCGACCAAUAGCUACGUUGUAGCUUUAGUUGUAAGCGACGUAGUACUGGCAUUUGCAACAGCGUAAAAUUAAAAUUGAGCUUGUUGCAAGUGCCAGGAUCGGAAAUAGCCAUUCUACGUUUUUUGGUGCUUGCACCUUCGCUGGAGUCGUCGCCCUUCGUAACGGAAAAUCCUUCAUACCUUCAAUUAGGCUUAAGUUGCUUAUGGAACCACACUUGAUAUUUUUCACUGUUACGGCUUAUGCUUAUAUCCUUUACUUGACUAUGUAUUUCUGCGCAUGUUCUUGCUGUGUUCCUCGUCUAGGUAGCGUGUUGGGCUCGGGAGCUUUUGGUGAAGUCUAUCUGGCUGAGGCAGAUGGUAGCAUUAUUUCUGAUAACUCAUCAUCAGUGUCUACAAGACAUCGUUUAUCUUAUCAAAAGGACGCGCGGAGGAGGUCUUCCACCGUCUCUUCUAAGGGACCCAUCAAAGUAGCUGUGAAGACAUUGAAAGGUACUAAAAUAAUCAAAGUCGAUCCUUACAUGCUUGUUUAUUUCAUAAAAGCCACGCAGUACUUUUCUCUGUUAGUGUUCAUUAUGCUGUGCAAACCAAGACGUGCAUGAUCAUUUAAACGUACGCUUCUCAAAAGUACUUUCCUGAGAGAUACAGGUAAUUACACUGACAUCGUAGUUCUACCUUUUCUGGGACCAGACAAACCACCGUUUGGCAACAUUUUUCCAUGAAUUUUUUUUCUCUUGCGACGAAAUAUUAAGCAUUCUCUCUGUUCCGAACUUGGCUCUGCUAUUUUUUCUUAAACAGAAGGAGCUGAUGACUCAGAAUUCAAGGAUUUACAGUCAGAACUCAAAAUGUUAAUACACAUUGGAUCACACAAGAAUAUCGUCAAUCUGCUAGGAGCAUGCACAAAAGGUACAAAUCAAGAAAUCUAUGAUGUUGGUCCUCUCCCGAAAUUUUCGCAGUUCUCGUUUCCAGAGGCAGGUCGGAAAGCUUACCGGGCAUAAAACCCGGCUAAUUCAGUAUCCUGGGAUAGGUUGUGAAUGCUUAUUACACGCCUAUCUCUCGAGAAAUAUAUACGGACAAGUCAGAACAACACCCGGCUUUCGUAGAGCUCCGGCCUGUCUGAGCGAGAAAAUAGUGUAAGAUCAUGUUGGUUAUAAUGAAGGUCUUGUCGUAGUUCUCAUGACAGCUUCAACGGACGGUGAAGUUUUAACAGAUCAAUUUAGGUCAGUUCUGGGAAACUGACCACCUACCCCUCCCUAAGCCAACAUUUUGCCUUAAGUGAAAAGUAAGUGAUAAUGUUGGCGUAGGGGAGGGGUAGAUGGGUAGGAAUUGAUCCUUGUUAACUUUGCCUGUUUCAUGUGUACAUGACGGCAAUUUAAAGAGCAUACACCAUUGUUUCAAAAAGGUGAGCGACAUAGCCACUAAGUGGGUUUCCCAUGUAUGUGAUUUGUACCGCAACUGGUUUGGGUGGAUGGAACGAUAUCAAGUAUGGGUAGAAAAGUUGGCUGCCGUUCGAUGUGUUCGAUCGCUCCUAUCUGUAUCUAAAUCCUCCCCAGUUCAAACAACGACUAGAGGGGACAAAAUAAGUGGGUAAGUGGGAUUGUUAAUUCAAUAUCCCAAUUGUGUUCUCAUCUGACUCAUAGGCCGCCAUUGUGAUUUGUGUGUAAUCAUUGAAUAUUGUCCAUAUGGAAACAUGCUGCAGUUCCUUAGAAAGAGAAGAGGUUGGUACGAGCCAACAUGGUUGACUCCCUCUGAGGACCCAGAUAAACAAUUUUCAGUGACCGAUCUGGUGAGCGCAGCUUUUCAAGUUGCAAGAGCCAUGGAAUUCCUCGUAUCUAGAAAGGUAAGAUUAAAGUAGGAAGAAGAAGUCUUUACUCAGGCCCCCCUCCCCCCUUUAUUUUUAGACCAAACUGAGGCCCCCUUUCCCCCCUCCCCCUUAUCUCAAGGUCUGGAUACGGUACUGUUACUACCUGUUAAGAGACGCUGACACAUGAGAUACUCUACUUCUCUACCAAGACAACGCAACUUUAUCCUCAGGGCUUCUUGGUCGCUGUCUAUUUUUCUGGCAAUUACCCCUAUCUAUUGACUUCAUUUUUCUGACAUCGAAAAAGCCUUCCAAAUUUAGUUAGCAAUAGCAUGUUAUGAAGAAUAAGCCGUGGGAUUUAAAUUUUAGGGAGCUUAGCAACAACGACGGCGACUGCUACGAAAAGUAAAUUCGUGCUACUUCAAACUUUAUCGCGCUUAUUCCAACUUGUUCAAUUCGUCAAAUGUUGGCAAAUUUUUCUGGAGUUGAAUUCUAAAAGAAUAUGUCAAAGUUCAGAAAGAGAAAAAGAAAGUCGUUGCCGGCCUUGUGUUCACGUCCUCGACAAAACGUGAAAUUAGGCACUUUUUGCUGUUUUCGUUGCCGUCAUCGUUGCUUUAGCUCCCUAUCAGAGCGGAGAGAUAGUUGAAAUGAAUUAAUGAUAUCAUAGCUUUUAAAGAUAAAAUUUGUAUAAACUAGUGGUAAAGGAUCUGGUGUUCAUCGCAAUUUCAUUACAUCAUUCAAAGGUCAAGAACGUAUAAGAAACUUUACAAAAACCCCUUUCCUUUUAAGAACUGGAUGACGAAACCAAAUGGUAAGCUCUGAAUGGAAUGGAUGUUUUAAACAAUGUUAAACUGAAAUUAAAUCGUCUUUUCUUUUUACUAGUGUGUUCACAGAGAUCUUGCAGCCAGAAAUGUAUUGGUCGGAGCAAACUAUGUGGUAAAAGUAGCAGACUUCGGAUUAGCCAGAGAUGUUUACAAAAGCGAUCAGUACAUCAAAGUUUCUGCGGUAAGUAGCCUUGGAACGAUUUGAGUUUGAAUUUAGUAAAAAAGCAAUACAUUGAUGCGGCUAGUGGCUGCUAAAUCCGUUUCUUAUGUUCCUUUAACCUUGUUUGCAGGGCCUUGUCCCAGUAAAAUGGAUGGCGAUUGAAUCUCUUGCAGACAGAGUGUAUUCUGAACAGAGUGAUGUGUAAGUCCGCUUAUAUAUAUAUUUCGCUCUAAGUUACGAGUCACUUGAAGAGCUUCAACAGUGGGUGAAACUAAGAGUAUUUAGAACUUAAGGAAGAAAACAAUAGCUAUACAUCAGUUAUCUGUUAACACCGUAUGAUGAAUGUAGAUUUUGAUCAUUUUCAUUUAUAUGUUUAGGCACGAUUUCAGGACAUAUAGCCAGACGAAAAUACUUAAGAGGCAACACGGGGGAAAAAAUUAACUGGAGCCCUACAUUUUUUUCAUAACGCCCCCACAAGGAAAGGUGUCUCUACACGUGCAGCCUCGUUCCCAUGGUCUUCUCUCUUCUUCACCCGUGGGAACGAGGUUGAUAUACCGGCCACGUGUUCUUGGCUCGGUUUUUUCCGGCGGCGAGGGGGAGGGGGCGGGGGAAAGGCUUUCUCAUUUCUCAAAAGGUCAGCUGGUUACCAUCCUUGAAGACCUUAUAACAUAUAUAUAUACUUUGUCGUCUUACCCCAGAUGGUCCUUUGGUGUGUUUCUGUGGGAGUUGUUUACCCUUGGUAAGUUAGCUUCUUCUUCUUCAUCUUUUUUUGUUGUUGUAUCGUUGACCUCAAUGAUGCUCGAUCAAUUUUUGAAAUCAUGAUAAUUUUUGUUGGUCCUAUUGCGUAUGAAAUCAAAAUCAUUCUCGAUAUCGUCAACCCAAUGAAACGUUGAACGCCGACGAAAAGAGUGCGUUCUUCAUCAGUCAGCUUUGAAAAAAGACAAGACGCGUUUUUGUAACUAAAAGAUCUGAGAGCUGAGAUCUGCUUUCAGCAAAAUUAACCAAUAGCUGAAGAUUUGGCUGAGUGUUUUCGUGAAAGACCCCUCUUCAGACUUUUUCAUUGAUAUUGUUGUUUUGAUUUUAAGGUGGCAGUCCCUACCCAGGCCUACCCCCCACGGAAAUAUAUAACUUCAUCGUGGCAGGAAAUCGAAUGGAUCAACCAGUGGAUUGUCCUGAAGUCAUGUAAGUAAUGAAAAUCCUAAGGAUUUAUAACGGGGUAGCUAAUCGAACGAAACCGAACCAAAAAUCAAUCGAACCGAAUCGGUCGGAUUGUUGUUCGAUUGGUUCGGUAAUCGAACAUAAUCAAACUGGAACUUUUCGGUGAGUUCGAUUACCGAACUCAAUCGAACUCAGUCGACUUGAUUUUGCUCGGCAGAAAGAAGAAACGCUUCCACUUUCAACUGAAUCGGAAAGAUCUCCCUUUAAUAUGUAUGUGAAGCAAUUAACUAAAAUCUUUAUUGUUAAAGCGAUUCAAAAUCGAUAAAUUCACUACUUUAUUACAUCCACUUUGAAAUCACUGUCUAUCCGUGCAAUCUGAUUGGCUCUCAGCAGUGUGAUUUAUUCCUAAAUCGCAACAUUUUUUGCUCUAAAUCGCAUCUGUUCCAAAUCGCGUCAUUCAUGUUCUAAAUCGCAUCAUUUCUGUUUUAAAUCGCACCAUUUUUGUUCUACAUCGCAUUAUUUCUGUUUCAAAUACAAAAUAAGAUGUAAAAGCCUUUUUGUUUCAGCUUUUUUAACAAACCGGCUACUCGAUCAAUAAAAUAUUAGUACUGACUAAACUCUGCGAUUUCAAAAUGGAUGUAAUAAAGUGGUAAUUGAACUUCAUGUCGUACAAUUUUGGUCUGAAAUCAUACUUGUGAUUUCAAAUCGAACUGACCAAAUUGCACUCCACUCAGUUCAAUUACCAUUAUUCAUCACCUUGAUAAAAUAUAUCUACAUAAUAACAGGCAGCGCUUAACUACGGUAACGGGCAUAAGACUUACACUUCAACACCAAAGCACAGGCAACAGUUCACGCUGCAGAUGUCCAAGUUGGCCGUGCUCAUCGUCAGUUUCCUUUCUCUCUUUUUCUUCUUAAUAAUAAACUUUUCACCGACACCGACGGGGAAAGAGGGCACUCGUGGUAGCCUUUCACCAUCGCUUCCAGAAUUGUUAAUUUCACGUUUUCCGCCCUCUGUGACAUCUUCUUUGCAUACUCGUGUUUGAAAUAAGGAAUUUAUGAGUAAUAAUUGAUGGCCUAUGACGAUGUGUAGAGCAGAUGUCACAGGAGAACAGUCAAAUGUCCUUUGCGGUUUUAAAUAUAGGUUUCUACCAUUUUCCCGCUUGGGUCCACUAGUGUUUGAUAUUUUGAAUAUAGAUCACUGAAUUCCUCUCUAAAGGUAAUGGUUCUAUGAUACUCAUGUAUGCUAUUUUCUAACUCUGAGAGAUCCUCUUUGAAUCUUUGACAAAUAACUCCAACUGUUGGCCAAUCUAUUAAUUUUAAUUCGUUUACAUCUCUAUAUACUGUCCUAAACACUUCUAUUUUUUUUUGUUUCUCUUCAUUUAUCUCUUCCCUUUUCACUUUACUGUAAAUAUACCCACGUACCUCAUGCAGGACUCUUAAGACUACUGAUACGUCAUUAACUGGGCACUCGUCAGAAAAUAAAUUUCUCCACUUCCGUCGCAAUUCACGAACAAAAUCUUUCAAAUUUUCCAACACCACAAUUCUCUUUUGUAGUUGAAUGAGGACAUCUAGUUCUUGUAGUAGUUCUCUUUUUGUUUCUUCUUUGAGUUCACAAGUUAAAGGGCCAUUCACGUCUAGUGUAAACGCUACACAUUCCGGACAUUUAUCAUUUGUUUUUUUGACUUUUUUGCCUGGGUCCGCACCCGGAGCCUUAUAUACCCAAGUAAAUACCAAGAACUCGACGUAUGGUAUUGCGUUUGUCAUAUCUGUAUCCGUUACACUAUUUUCCGAUGGGCUCUGACUGCCAAAAUGUUCAAGGCAUUUUAAGAUAAUCUUACGCUGGCGUCCUUUAAAAAACGGCAAAGUAAUCUUCCCCAGAUCAGUGACCAGUUCUCCCACCUCUUCUUUAAUAUCGUCAGGAACCGUUCCCAGCUGGGCGAUUAACGAGUGGCAGAUACGUAACAAACGAAGAAUCUUUUUCAAGUCUUCGCGAAAGGCGCCAAACUCUCGAGUUUGAAAGCGAGGAAAGUCAGCACAAUGAUGUAUCAUGUAACUUAAAACAUCAACGCCGGUGAUUUCGUUGCAAACCUUAACACUUCCCAAUGACUCUUUUAUUUCUAAGACACGCUGAUGGGUGCUUUCAUCUUUAAGUUUACUGUACUCUCUAUCAACAGUUUCCGCAAAUUGACGCCACUCUCGUCUCAAUUCGUCCCUUUUAUCCCUUUUCUUCAAGUAGUACGUUCCAUAAGCAAAAAAGACGAUCGCUAGAACCACAUUAAAGCAAUAGUAAGUCAAAGUUAUUUCUUCCAUGUAAUCUUCCACAGCCAUAUUCGUUUUCAUAAAUGACUACUCCAUGUAAGCCCGACGUAUAAUGUCCUUGUCUGUUCCUGUUCACCAACCUCGCGUCCAGGGUCUUCUCGUUUUCCAAUAUGGCGGCGGCAGAAAACACAGCGGGCUAAAACGAUCGUAGCCUCCCACGCAGGCGUUUUUAGGAGAGCUCGUAUUUCUUUCCUCCCUUGAUCGCUGAUUGUGCUUAAGAUUGGUGCAUUACAGAUUACAUUUAUACAUACGCUUUGAUUGAUUAAUCCUUCCAAAACAAAAAUGCUAUCCCUGUGAAGUCCUGUGAGUUCUUCAUGGAAAAUGAAAAGUGCUUUCUUCAGGUGUACAGAUUUCCUGUCUGAUCGUUUGGAAACUGUGACUGUACCGUCAGAGAAAUCUUUCUUUAAAAGGGUUAGAAUCAGCAGCAAAGAAACAAAAAGAAGAUUCGAAGAUAUUCGCGGAUUAUUCUCGUCAUUCACUCUUCAGUAGGGGGCGGGUUCACGAGUCACGAAACAAAUAUGUACGUUUUCACGCUUCUCAAAAAUAGAGGUCGUUCAAGAAGUUACGUUAGAGCGGCUAUAAAUUCCCUAGGGAAGGCAGCUAUUGGUGGGUCUGAGCGCACUGAAGUGCGAAGCUACAUCAAAAGACUCGAAAGUGAAAUUAAAUCAAGCCACCAGAUUCUAGUUAAGGUGGUUUGGCCAAAUUAACGAUUUAUUUUCUUCGAUUGAUCUUCAAUGUAAGUGUUAAUAAUCACGGAGUGCACUUCAAUCACAUUCACAGCACAGUUUUUCAGUACAUCACGAUUAACGGAAACCAAAACUUGUCGAUCACGGCGUCACGAAAAUAAGCUUGACCCCACCCCCCCCGCCCCAUUGUCUUGUCUUGUCAUCAUCUGUCCACAAGUAGACGCGAGUUUCAGCCAAUUCAAACCAGCUACUUUUUACAUUUCCAAAUCGUCAUUGCGGACGAUACUUUAUGAGAUAUCUGAAAUUGUAAUAGCUAGGACUAUUAUAAGGAAUAAAGAUAUUUCUGAUGCUGAUACUAUUUGGUUUGUGUGUUAUAAAUUACCAAUGAUUUGUUUCUUUCGCGAUUUAUUUGCCAUACAAAACUUGCAAAGCUUAAGCUUAUCAACUAAUUUAGCUGUCCGUUUGCAAGGGGUUUCCAAUGUUCCAAAACUUGCGAGUGUGAAUGUCAUCCCCACCCUACCGUAAUUGUAUAAUCUGUGCGGCUUUGUUUAGUAAAGCUUAAUUUUUUUUUCAUUUCAUUGUAAUAUUCACGGGCCUAGCCUGGCCUUCUUUUAGAUCCACCGUGAUUUAAAAAGGGGAUGAGGAGGCCGGGAGACGUUGAAACUAAACUCGGAGAACUACAUGUAAACUAAAAAUUGAAGCCAAACAUAGUGUCGCUAUCCUUCGAUAUUUCCCGGGUAGCUAAUCGAGUGAAACCACACCAAAACUUAGUCGAACUCAAUCGGCGCGAUUAGUUCGAUUAUGUAGACAGAAAGACAAAACGCAUCCAGUUUUAACACAGGGAGCCCACAAAAUCCUGUUUGCGAAACCGAUUGUAUUGUACUUUCAUAGUAAAUGUACUGGAUUUACCGUUUGCUUUAUCUGUACUAUGUAGUGGGAAAUCGCUAAAUAUGUGCAUGUGUCAAAGCUAAGUAAACGUUGUGUUACCUUACCUAAUGUAAAUUGUCGUCCUUGAUAUUUUAAACGAUUUUGAAGGAUUUUAAGUUCGCUUUUUGCUGUUCCUUUUAUAGAAGGACAAGGGUAGAAUCAAUUUUUUGGACGGCUUCAGCGCCAGAGCGAUUUUCACCCAGAAAAUGGCAUCGCUCCACUUUCAAACGACGCAGCAGAAAGCUCGAAAGAUUCACGCUUCUUACCGUACCUUUCGAUCGCAAAUCCAUCCAGAAGAAUUUGUAUCAAGAGAAACAACUUUUACCACCCAGUCACACUUGAAUGGUUUUCCAUACAAAUCCUUGUAAAUUUCGAAAUUCUCAAACUCUCGUGAAAUAUUUCCUUAAGCAUUACGCGGCUCAAAUCUCCUUUUGAUUCAAAACAGGCACUUUGAGCCCUUAAAUGCGUAAGGGAAAGAUUUAACGACAAUUUAAAUUUUCAGAAUUUGCAAGGAGUUGUAUGGAAAAAGCCACUCAAGCGUGACUGGGUGGCAAGAGUUGUUUUUCUGAUACAAAUCCUUUUCAUUUUUGGCGGCCGUUGCAAUCGCUACUAUUUGAGAUAUACGGCUAAAAUUUUACAGGUUGCCUAAUUUUAAUAUGCUCUUUCAGCUUCUGCUAACAAAAGUUUCAAACGCGAUCUGUUUUCGUGUUUACCGAAAGUUAAUCACGGAAUCAACUAAUGCAAAAGGCCUAUAUUUACAACUUUAUAGCCUUUGUACAGACCCCCCUCCCCUCAGUAAAAAUAGGAGAAAAGCGAUUUUUACUAGUUUUACUGAGUGGAGGAGGGGUCUGUACACAGGCUAAGAAUUCACCGUUGCUAAUCGUGUAUGUAGGCUACGUGCUUAACUACGGAAACGGGCAUAAGACACUUCAACGCCAAAGCACAGGCAUCAGUUCACGCUGCAAAUGUCCAAGUUGGCCGUGCUUAUCGUCAGUUUCCUUUAGAGCUGGACCCCUAUCUCUCCUUUUCUUCUUAAUAAUAAACUUUUUACCGACACCGACGGCGAAAGAAGGCACUCGUGGUGGCCUUUAACCAUCGCCUCCAGAAUUGUUAAUUUCACGUUUUCCGCCCUCUGUGGCAUAUUCUUUGCGUACUCGUGUUUGAAAUUGAAGACAAUACAUAACUUACUUGAACGCAAAGCCUUGUUUGAAACCAGAUGAACCUGGGUUUAUGUUCGAUUGUUGCAGUGUUCGAUUAUGUUCGAUUCUUUAAGAGUUCGAUUUCCGAAUGUUAGAUUGUGUUCGAUUGGCAAAAUUUUGGGUUGAGUUCAAUUAAGUUCGAUUACGAACCUAAUCGAAGUCAAUCGAACGAUUGUAGUUCGAUUGGAUUCGAUUACCAACUGUUCGAUUGGCUAUGCUAGGUUAAUACCAAGGAAGAUACCAGGUAGUCAUGGAAGCGAAGAUUUAAAAAAAGAGAGAGAGACAAAAACAACAAGAACACGACUUCGCGCAAGUAAAACCGAUAAGGACAACUGUUUGCCAUCUUGCACUCUCUUCUUUCUUAUCACUUCUGAUUUCCCUUAUUGACAGGUAUUUUAUGAUGAAAGACUGCUGGGCAGAGAAACCAGCGGACCGACCAAACUUUACCGCUUUGGUGCAGAGGUUGGAUCACGUGAUUGAAUCUAACAUGGCUGCCAUGGUCAGUACAAACAUGAUUAUAAUUUAUAUAUAUUGUUUUUGUUUUUACCUCACCUUGCCCCAACCCCAUCAAUAGCCAAGAUGGUUUUGAAGCACCGCCUCAAACUGUUAAACAAAAUGGAAGGUGAUAGCAGCUUGACAGAAAAUUAAAUUUCAAUUUUUUUUCACCGAGGAAUUGUCUUAUAGGCAAGAGCUGCUCACAUGCCGUUAAAUCCUCGCUCGAAUAAGAUGAGGAAAAGGGGAACGAAGAAAUACCCAAGAUUUUAUGAAAACAACUUUCUUAAUUAAUCAGCUGAGUAGAAAAUGCUCUCUUAUAGGGAGGGCAACCCCCCCUCCCCUUCCUGGAAUUUUCGGUCAAAAAGGACUCAGAAAAGAGUCUCUUGAGCCUUCCCACUUCCAAUCACUGGUCAGCUCCCCCUCUCCCCUCACCCCCCGUCCACCGCAACCUAAACACCAUGUUGGCAACGUAGCCCAGAAAAUCGAGCUUUGGACCUAUAAAUGAAGGUUUAUUCUUGGAUCUACCAGGGUCACGAAGGAUAUUUGGAUCUUGGGAUUGACGAACCAGCACCAAAAGAAGCAGAAACAGAUAAAGAUGGAUAUCUGACUCCUCUGGAGAUUAUUUCUCCUGUUCGCGAAAAGUCCACGCUUUUUAUGAACGGUAACGUGCUCGGAAGUAACAAGGAACUGUGUGGAAGUCACAGGAGUGUGGCAAGUGAAACCAAAAUCAAGGACCUUCUCGAAGUAGAACGAUACACGGAGCUUGGCUUUAAGCCUUCCAGUAGCGCAAAUAGUUUGUCUGAAACUAUUCUGUGA
Messenger RNA from Porites lobata, 20139 nucleotides. NCBI's taxonomy places the organism in Eukaryota, Metazoa, Cnidaria, Anthozoa, Scleractinia, Poritidae. The record is from the annotation of a GenBank genome assembly.